Molecule: messenger RNA, 8094 nt
Organism: Penicillium brasilianum
Lineage: Eukaryota; Fungi; Ascomycota; Eurotiomycetes; Eurotiales; Aspergillaceae
Source: the annotation of a GenBank genome assembly
GAAGCAAGACUUAGCUCGAUCUGUGAUUGGUAGUGUUGAUGCCUCCAAGAACACACAGCCUAUUGAUGACCUUCCCCUCGCGGCAUUGCCGAUACCAACCCAUGAUGCAAUGACAGAGCAGGGACGAUUUGCUCUUUUAAUUGUCGUGAAGUCUGUUCCAUCCCCGCAAUGAUUCCAUAUUUUACAACAACUGAACUCAAGACUGUAUGAUAAUUUCAAUUUUGACCUUUACGAACACACACGACUGAUUUUACUACGACUCUCAACUACUAAAAUAACUACAACUCUAUUGUCUAUUACUUAUUCUUUUGAUUUAUCACGUCAAACCUCCAUUAUGUCUGCCAACGAAAUGAGAACCGAAGCUGAGCAGCACGGCCAGAGUUUGGGCUCCCGGCUCACUAAGAAACUCAGCAAGAGACUCUCGAUUAGUGGUUCCAAAGAAGGAGCGAAAGAAGGCGCCACCGCAAGCUCAAGCAAAGAGCCUGCAGGUGAAAGUGGUAUUGGCCAGCAGGGCCUCAACAAGGGUCAAGAAAUCAAGGACCAAGCAACGAAAGGAGAAGUGAGCGGUGACAAGGAUGUCACAUUCAAAGGAGAAAACACCAAGAAUCCCAUCACCCAAGGAGAUAAAGGUGCCGCGACCGGCAUUGGCCUCACAGGAAGUAAUGUCAACAAGAAAGCCGCAGAGAAUGUCAGCUCAAGACUUGCAGGAUACAGAGCGAGUAUCAGCCAUGGACCUCCUGAGUACAACGACGACAUUAAAAAGGGUCCCAUCACAACUGGCAUUCUAAGAGAUACUGGUCAGACAGGUCGCGGAGGAGUUGGAAGCGGCAGCAAAGAUGGGGGGUUGAAUACCGGCAGGAAAGAACUCAGCCCAACUCAGACGGCCGAUUCCCAGAUUCGGCAAGGAACCAGUCAAACCCAACAACCACUCAAUUCAGCUCCGUCCGCCAUUGGGGCCAGUCAGAGCCAGCCGGGUCCGAGCAAAGAUCAGCCGUCACUCAGCCAGAGCGAGCAAACUCUCAGUCCAACUCAAAAGGAUCUUAGUCAAGGCCAGAAAGGAAUAGGACAAGGUCUCUCCAGUACCGGCGGCGCAACCAUUGGUGGUGAUGAAAUGAUGCAGCAAGAGCUUCGUGAUCAGCUGGCUAUCGGUGACGAUGUCUUCGGCGGCGUAGAUACCAGCAAAGCAGCCUCAAAGUCAGCCAAAAAAUCAUCUUCUAAGCAAACGGGAAAAUCUGGCUUCGGGGCCUUCGGAGGCGGUGCUCUUGGUAACAUAUUCCGCCGCGCAUCUGGACAAGGCAAAUCAGCCAAGAGUAACGUCGGCAAAGAGAAAACUGUGUCGACUUCGCAAACAUCCAAGACUUCCGAGUCCACUGAGAAUCACAGCAUUAGCCGAAAGGCUGUUGCUGGAGCUGGUGCCGGUGCCGGUGCCGGUGCAGCCCUUGGAGGAUUGGGAAUGAAGCGAGGCCUAGAUCAGACGAAUAUGGGUCAAACCGGUAUGGGUCAGACUGGCAUAACCAACGCUGGCAUAGCCAACACUGGUAUGGACAAGUCUGGCAUGGGCCAGAGCAGUAUGGGACAGGGUGGCAUGAGGGAUGGCGUGUCCCCAACUUCCAUGGGUGCCAUGGACUCCAACAGAAAAGCCAGUGAGGAUUUGUCUCUUCACGGUGGUAUUGUGCGAGGAGGGAAUGCUAUCAUGAGUGGCCCCAUCGAGUCUCCCAAGACUACCAGCUCAUCCGGCAAAGCAGGUGCAGCUGCAGCUACUGGACUUGGUGGUGCCGCUGGCGCCGCUGGCAUGGCCGGCAUGGCCGGCAUGUCUGGCAAACCUGGAAUGGCUGGGACUCGAGGAAUCGGGCUCAGUGACGAUCUCAGUCAACAAGGCCUUAGCAAGGACCCUUCCAGCCGGGGAAUCUCAGGCGCUGCCAGCUCGACUACGACUAACACCAGUGGAGUAUCCACUCGAGCGGUUCGAGGUCUGAGCGCGACCACCCAUAAGGCCACUGUUCUCCAGGACAAGGUUCAAGCCGUCUCUCAGAAGUGCAAGACUCAGUUAGGCGUGUCGUCCGACGAAAUCAGCCAACGGAGUUCGACAGUUGACACCUUCUUCGACGCCGUAGCAGCCGAACGCCUGCGCUGGAUGCCUCGCGAUGGUAGUAGGCUCGACUGCAGUCUUCGAUGGGCGUCUCGACUGGCAUAUGCAGUCGAUGCUCUUCGUGAGUCGACAGGGCACUUUACUCCUGGCGCCGAUGCAGCAGCCCAGCUGAUCUGGGGACUCAUGAUCCUCUUAUUGGAGUCUGAUAUGGACAAUACCGACCUCUUCGAAAGCGUCUUUGGUCGAUACGGCCGCGUUGCUGUGGGCAUAUAUCUCUUGCUUCAGUACGAGUCUGCAUACAAGAGCUCGACUAAUCUCCAACCCGAAGCUGCUGCCGUAUUUUCGGACCUGCUGGAAAUGGUCUGUACUACCACAACCAGCUGUAUUGAAGGGUCCAAGGCCAAAGAGUCGACCCAGCUCAUCGAACACAACGUGGAUGCAGCUUUCGUCACUUACGCGAAGCGAUACUCGACCCAUUGGAAUGCCAUUGUCGAGUGCGCCACGUCCAAGCUGGUCAAGGAAAGCCCCUUGAUAUAUAAGAGCCCAGAGCUAGGUAGUCUCCGCCAGUUCCUUAGCGUGCAGGACCGCCCUCUUCAGUUUAUCCUCGAGUCUCGCAUGCACUCUCUUGCCGAAGGCUCCUUCGAGUGGUUCAACAGUACUCUGUACGAGUUCUCGGUUGGCAAGUCUCCAGUCAUGCUGGUGACUGGUGGUGCAGGAUCAGGAAAGAGUGCCCUCGCCCAGUGGACCGUUGAGCGUCUGCAGGAAUCAGCCGAACACGAUAGCUGGAAUGUUAUUCCAUACACUAUCCGCGCCGACAUCCCCGUUGCAACCUUGAACCUCCGCAUUCUGAAGGGCAUACUGCAUCAGAUGUUAGACCAUUGUGUCAGCGACAAGAAAACCCAGGAAGCGAUUCUGGUUCAUGUUGCCAAGGCAGCCCAAGGUGCCUUGGAUGGGGCCGGUGACGCUGAAGUCGAGGAGAGCCUGUGGCGAGGCAUUCGAACCGGCUUGGCCUCCGACAUUCAGUACAUGUUCGUUGUCGACGGCCUCGAUCAGAUCAAGGGUGGAGAUGCCGAUGCAAUUAGCUUCCAGGACAAAUUUACCGAGACUUUGUGGGAGCAGAAUGCGGGAUCCAAAAUGAUUGCGUUCACCAGACCGCUCAGUUCGAAGCCACGCUCGACAAACAUUGAGCAUUUUAUGAUGCAAACCACUCAGACACGAACUGAUUUGGUCGCAUUCGCAACCAAGAUGCUCUCAAACUCGCACUUUGAUACCGCCAAGAGUGACCAGCUGCAAUCUGCCGUGGCUACUAUCGUAAACCGCUCUCAGGGAUCGUUCAGCUGGGCCGAAAUGGCUAUUGAGUAUGCUAAGCAGCAGAGAACCUUGGCACAAGUUGUUUCAGCUGUCCAAAGUUUGCCGCAGCCUAUGACAGAAUUGCUUGAUUUCCACAUGCAGAAUCUUGAUCUAAGCCAACACGAGGCAGUGGCCGUUAUGUCGUGGCUAGCCGCAUCUGAGAGACCUCUACUCGUGGAAGAGGUCGAGCAGCUUCUUCGUGUUGAUUCUCAGGGACCCAGUUUCAUGUCGCGUAAGAGCAGUACUGAAAAGCAGUGGUCUGAGGCGCUUCGUCCUCUGGUGGUGACGCGGGACGGCGUGGUUUCUUUUGCGCAUACAUCCAUCCGUGAUCAUGUCAUCGGCCAGGCCAGAUCUGUCAGCAUUAAAUCACCACUCAAUUUCAAGGAAGCCCAUCAGGAUCUUCUCAUGAGGUGUCUGGGCUGGGUACAACUGAGCGUCCGUGAAGAGACUGAGAUCUCGAUGGAUAAGCUCAGCAUGGCAGAGCGUGAUCGCCUCUUCGACAAAUAUGUCAUCCUGGAAUAUACUGCUCGCUACUGGAUUUCUCACCUGUUGUCAUCGCCUCUCGUGACCGAUGAGGGCGAGUUCCAGUUCACAACAACCUUCCAAAAGCUGCUACCGGCGACCGUUCUCUUUGCUCGACUCGAGCUGACCUGUAAGGAGUCUCAGUUCACUCGGUCAAGCGUUGUAGAGCUGUACCGUCUCGCGACAGACAUUCGUCGUCUCGUUUUGGGCGAGAAGUCUAUGGGACUUCUUGAGAGCUUGCUCCUGAGUUCCCGUGUUUCCAAGCUAGCGCACGCUAGUCAUGCUGAUGAGCAUUGCUAUGAGGCUUGGAGACUCAGCCAAGAGCUGCUCGGCCAGUCGGACCCCAUAACCCUGACAUGCGCCGAGAUGAUGACCCAGUCAUUCAGUGAGCGAGGCACCAUGACAGCCCAGCAGGAGGAUAUCAUGAAGUACCUCAUCCUGACAGACUCCGAAAUCACCGGAGUCGAGUUCAACCAGCGCCUGAAGUACCUUGGUAUGAUAGUUGGCAUGUACAAAUCUCGUGGUGACAACAAUUCCGCACUCCUCAUUUCGAAGCAGUUCUACCAGCAGAUCCUUCAAAAAUACGGCACCAAUUCGAGACAAUCCUCCGAGGCUGCCGACUUCCUGACAAGUCAGUUCUCAGCCACUGAUAGUGACGAGAUGACUCGGGACAUUGCAAAAACCAAGUACGACAAUGUCAUUCGCACCAUGGAAGUCACAGACGAGCGUCGUAUCAAAUACUCAUUGUACAUGGCUCAGCUUUACGAGCAACACAACGACCACCCCCAAGCCUCGGCAGUUCUGUCGGGUCUCUGGGCUGGUCUCAAUGCCCGCGAUAUCGAUUCUGUUGAUAUGAUGGAUAAGAAGGCCAACGUCGCUCUCGUCUAUUACCAAUUCCUCCGUCGACAGGGCCGCGAUGAUGAGGCUGAAGUUAUCAUGCGUGAGCUUGUGGCAGACCUAGAGGUUUCCGGCAUUCAAUCUCCGGAGAUGAUGCAGCGAGUGCACCUCUUACGUGCUGAGACUCGUGAGAUGAAAAUGUACAGCCUGGACCGCUCUCUGUCUAUCCUUAUGUGGCGCUAUUACAAACAGAAUCAUCUGGAGUACACACCCGAAGCCAGAGGUCUGGCAAUGUCGCUGGCCGAAAGCAUGGCCAAUUCGGUCUCCAUUGAGGACUCUACUUUGAUGACCGGAAGCGACCGCAAGCUCAUGGUCGAGCUCUUGGAUUCCAUUACGUCCUCGCCCGGUAACAUUUCUGUCCCGACUUUGAUUCUCUGUCACAAUCUUUCGAGUAUCUAUGUGCGCGAGGAGGAUUGGAACGAGGCAAGCGAUUGCUCCAAGGCUGUUCUGCAGCAUGUCUAUCCGUCAGUCGAACGGCCUGGUUCUCACAAGAAGUUCACGACCGAAUUGGCACCUCCCGUCGCUGACCUGGCUUUGAUUCUCGCCUAUUGUCACUUCCGAAAACUGCAUCUUGAACAGGCCACCACUGUCUACGAAAAUGCCUUCGGUUCAAUGGUUGUCUCAGACAAGGUGCCCGUCGCUUCAGUCCUGGCUGUCGCCAAAGCUGUCGUUGAGUUCUACGAAACGACCUUCCAGUUCACCAAGGCCCUUACUCUUCUCCAUACAGUCAGCAAUUUCUUGACCUCUCGACUGGGUGAGGCUCAUAAGCACACAAUUGACAAUAUGUACUUGGAAGCUGCACUGGCAGACCGUUUGGAGAUGACCAACGAGGCCAAGAGCACUUACCAGCGCAUCUAUAAGAACACUCUCCGUGAAAACGUCAUUGCUCCGGAGGGUAUCGAAGCUGCGCUUGCCCUGAUCAAUCUCUAUGAGAAGGAGAUGCAGUGGAGCUCGGCCUUGGACAUCUACCGACACUUGUGGCCUACUGUCGUCGUGCAAGAUACCACGCGUGCCUUUGAUCGCUUACAGACUGAGCGUCUACUCGAAAAGACUUACAUUGGCUACAUGACUAUCUUGACAACUCACAUGAAGAGCUCCGACUUCUCUGAGAGGUACAAGGUUUCAUCUGACUAUGUGACUACCUGCCGCAAUGUCUAUGGUCCCACGCACCAGAAGACCCUAAGUGCAACUCUCCUUUUCGCUGAGUUAUGUGAGACCCACGAUUCGUACAUUGAUCAGGCUAUCAUGCUAUACAAGCAGCCACUUCAGACAAGCGAGUGGGUGCCAACCUCGCAAGCCUCCAAGGGUCUGGACCAGAUGACCCAGGCACUGCCGAUCACUCUAAAGCACAAGCUGGCCCAGCUGUUUGUUCGAAAGCGUGAUUCCACCAGUGAAGCUCGCUCACUGUACACUGAGGAGUUCCAGCUUGGCAAGAAGACUCAAGGCCUCUUCUCCACUACCACACUGUCCUGGCUUCGCGAGCUUGCUCUCGCCCAUUCUCGACAGGGUACUCCAACCUCUGUUCAGCAGGGCAACGCUCUCCUCCACAACUAUCUCACCGAAUGCAUGCAUGCCGGUGGAGACAAUGAAAUGAUGGCCAACUGGGCACGCAAGAUCGCCGCCAUUUAUCUCGAGUGCGGUUUUAUCGAAGGGGGAAACAACGUGCUCGACGAGCUCCGCCAACGCGUAGUCUACAGCUCCGAGACUUCCGUAGUGGCUAUCCACGAACGCCGCGAGGCAAUAUUCGUGUCUUCCUUUGAAGAAGCCUUCGGCCGUCGCGCUACCUCGGAUCAAAUUAUGGACGAGAUGGCUCGCGAAAUGCAGACCCAGCAGGCCUUUGCGAAGAAUCUAUCUGGUCACGACUUCAUUCCAACAUUGAUCUCUGGCGAUCGUCUCAUUCGUUUGCAGACAGAGCAGAACCGCACUCGAGCUGCGAUGGAUACACGCAACAAACUGUACGAGUACUUCUGCACCACGCUGUCUGCUAUUUCGAUUGCGGAUCGGGAUGUCGUCAAGCAGUUCUUCAAGAUCUGUUUGCGGGAAGUUCAUAAUGAGAAGUAUAAUCUGAAUAUUCUCAACACGACCACUAAAAUGGUUCGCGACUUGUGCAAUCAAUCCCGUUUCCAGGAUGCGAGCGACGUCACCAGCGUGCUGCACUCGUUCCUCCAUCUCACCGAUGGUCUCAACAGCUACGACAGUAUCAUCACCGCUACAAAGCUGUGCCUGUAUCUUAGUGGUCACGAAGCCACCAAGUGCGAGAACAAGGCUCUGCAAACCGAGAUGUCCUCCAAGGCGAAGAUGCUCCUACAAGCACUCAUGGCAUCAGCCAAGACCAUCGGUAUCGAGAUCGUCGACCUUCCAUUCCACGAGUUGAACGACAUCAUAACCCUCCUCGGCGAACACGAAAUGUUCGACGAUCUAGAAGGUAUCCUAACUCAACUCUGGACCUCCCGCAUCGUCCAACGAACCUGGACACCCGACGUGGUCGUCUGGAUCGGCCGUCGCCUCGUUGAAACACGCUUCUGCCGUGGCUCUGUCGACUCGGCUAUCCAGCUAUGUCGCGAUAUCUGCUACAACCUUCGCCAAGUAUGGGGAUCCUGUGACCCAGUCACCCUGGAAAUGACCAAGCUCUUAUCGGGACUCUACACCGCGUCCAACGAUCACAAAUCCACAGCCGCCCUUCACGAAGGGGCCCUGCACGACUUGAUGGGUGACUUCAAGGCAAAGAAUCACCCCCGUGCUGCGGACACUGCGUCCCAGCAUAUGGAGCUGCUCCGUCGGGCACAGUCUCGUUUGGGAGUGGACAAGAGCGACAGUUCUUCCAAGGCUUCUGCCCACGCGGGCCUUAUGGCGCAAGUGGCGGACCGCUUUGGCUUGCAGUCGGAGCAGAUUAAGGGGGUGGGGGAUGCUAAUGGUGGGGAGAAUUUCGGUGUAUGGUCAAGACCGAGACGGUUUAGUAUUGAUGUCGAGGAUUUGGACGAUCAGGGUCAGACUCAUCAGAAUCAUUUGCGGCAGUCGAGUGGUGCUGGUCUGACUAAUGGUAGUGGUGCGCCGAGAAGGAUUUCGGUGCAGGCACUUUAACCGUCUGGGCUGGUGUUUUGGUGGAAAAGAUGGAUUAAAUUGUUACUCAUCACCCACUUUUGAAUGUGUUGGCGUUUGAAAUUGUUCGAAAAGGGGAUAUGUGUGGGAUCAAAUUGUAAAGUUAAAUCUACAGUCUUAGGUUCAGUCAAUAUCAG